Molecule: messenger RNA, 2091 nt
Organism: Hyaena hyaena (striped hyena)
Lineage: Eukaryota; Metazoa; Chordata; Mammalia; Carnivora; Hyaenidae
Gene: MANSC1
Product: MANSC domain containing 1
Exons: 4
Coding region: 283-1626 (447 amino acids)
Source: RefSeq, a predicted model, not a curated record
CUUUCUGCCGCCGCAACGGAAGCAGGAACUGGGGAGGCACACACCCCGCGGGCCGGCCGGGCGCUGCGGAGCAUCCCUGCCGCCGUCGCCGGGACCCUCGCGCGGACCUGCAGCUCUCCCUCGGGGGCGCCCGGGGCUGCCCUCGAGCGGGUGGGACACGGGGGUCCCCAGGUCUGGCGCCACCAGAGAGAAAUUCCAUGAUCUGUACAAUCUUCUUGAAGCAAACUCAGACCAGAGGAUUAUCCUUGACCUUGGAAGACUAAGGCUAAACUGAAAUUUAAAAUGUUCUGUAGGGAAGAAUGGAGCUUGACUUACACUUUUGUAAUGAUUUGUUUCCUGACCCUAAGGCUGUCCACCGGUCAGAACUGCCCCACCACAAGCCUAGAAGAUGUUGUCAUUGACAUCCAGUCAUCUCUUUCUAAAGGAAUUAGAGGCAAUGAACCCAUACAUACAUUAACUCAGGAAGACUGCAUUAAUUCUUGCUGUUCAACAAAAAAUAUAACAGGAGACAAAGCGUGUAACUUGAUGAUCUUCGACACUCGAAAAACAACGAGACAGCCCAACUGUUACCUGUUUUUCUGUCCCACUGAGGAGGCCUGUCCACUGAAACCAGCAAAGGGACUUAUGAGUUACAGGAUAAUUAGAGGCUUUCCAGCUCUGGCCACAACUCAUUUGCCAAGCCGAGAGUCAACCCAGGAGGGUCCUCUCCUGGUCCGUGGCCUGUCUCCGCAGGCAGUCACUCCCACACCCCCUCCUGUGACAAGGUCUUCAGAGCCCACUGGCAGCUUACGGCAAGGGGCCCUUUUGCAGAAGCUGGGAUCCUCACGUCACUCGGAGAAACUGUUCGAGAUCGAUCAAGCGAGUACACAGUUCUCUGCUUAUAAAGAAAAAGGCCAUUCUCAGAGUUCACGGUUUUCCUCAGAACAAAACAGAGUUCAUCUGCCGCCUGAAAAGGUGACCACGCUCCCCACUACCGUGGCUGUUUCCUCUCCGCGGAUCACCUCUGUCACCCCAAAGCCUGCGUUCCCCCCCACCGCCAAUGCGCCAGUGAUACCUUCUGUGACUUCUGAGCCAGAGGGGGUCCCCUCAGCUCUGCCCCUCGCUGUGGCCACGUCUCAGCCCCCCACAAGCCUCUCAUCCACAAUGUUGGCACGUGCUGUGGUUACACCCAAAGCCAGCGUGACUACCACAGCAGCAAUUUCAAACACCAUCUUUGAGGCGCCUACCGAUGGGAAAGGCCCCCCAGAAACAGUGCCCGUUAGAGAAAUUUCCGACCUGUCUUUGAACACAGAGGAUGCCUAUAACCCUGCCACGCUUUCUUUGUCAACUGUGGCUUCUUCCGCAGCCACACUGCUUCUGUCAAAUGUGGAUUCUUCUGCUCCGAACCAGACUGCUUCCCAGGAGAAUGGGAAGGCCAGUCCAGGUGGUUCCUCCCUGAAGAGUGUUCCAGAAAGUCAGCACAGCCUUCCCUUUGAAAAAUGGCUCCUCAUCGGAACCCUGCUCUUUGGCGUUCUGUUCCUAGCCAUAGGGCUUGUCCUCUUGGGUAGAAUCUUCUCAGAAUCUCUCCGCAGGAGACGCUAUUCAAGACUUGAUUAUUUGAUUAAUGGGAUCUAUGUUGACAUCUAAGGGGGAAGCUAGAUGUCUCUUAAUCCAUGAGCUUCCCGGUAGCUCGAACACAGUGACUUUCUGCUCACUCGCUGAUCUUAGCAGGAGUAUCUUGAAGACAGGCAAAUGCCCCCUACCACUUUCUUUUUGCUCGUUUUUUUUUUUUUUUUUAAGACAAUGGGAGAAAGAAAACAAAUUAGAUUAUAUGAGUGAUCUAUCUCUAAAGUAUUCGCUGAAAACAAAGCUCUACCUAAAGCAAUAAAGUAUAAUUGGCAUAUAAAUUCAAAAAUGACUGGCUGUUUGCAAGAAGUGGCUGGGACUUCUAGGCUGCAGUUCAUUAGCAUUGCUGUUUCCAGAUAAAGUCAACUGUUUAUGAUAUUAAUGCUAAUGGAUUUACUCUCCUUUUUAUAUGAAUUCCAAUAAAACUUAUUCCAGAUGUAUUUCCUUCCAAUUAAAUAUUUGAAUAAAUCUUUUGUUACUCAGUAA